GAUACCCUGCAAAGGCACUGAUGUAGGGAGAAAUUUGCGCAGUUGCACCCCAGGAGUGUCCUGGAUCAGUGGGCACGUGGAGACCGCUUGCAGUUUUCUUGGUUAUUGGCGAGUUCACCCCUCUCAAGAAUUUUCUGCACAACUAUAGUUCCCAGCUGGCUUAAGUGUUACCUUGGCCUAGGAUGGCGAGAGAAUCAAAAGAAAACGAAACCCUAGAAUCACAUCCUGCAGAGGAUCAGGCUGGGAUCCUCAUGGUGAAGGUGGAGGAGGAGGACGCCUCCACUCUGGCUGCAGAGACUGGAGCGACCCACAGCCUCUCUCCAGGUCCGGAGCGCUUACGUCAGCGCUUCAGAGGCUUUCGCUACCCGGAGGCGGAGGGUCCCCGCGAAGCACUGAGCCAGCUCAGUGAGCGCUGCAGACUGUGGCUGUGACCGGAGAUGCAUAGCAAGGAGCAGAUCCUGGAGCUGCUGGUACUGGAGCAGUUCCUGACCAUCCUGCCCGGGGUGCUGCAGAGGUGGGUGCGGAAGCAGCAUCCAGAGAGCGGGGAGGAGGCUGUGGUGCUACUGGAAUAUUUGGAGAGGCAUCUGGACCAGCAGAUGUCACAGGUCCCAACCAGGGACCAGGGUCAAGAACUACUUUCUUGCAAUAUGGCAAUGUGGACACCAGCUGGGUCACAAAAUACCCAGUUCCAAUUGAUGAAGUCUUUACUCAAACAUGACUUUCUGGAGCCCCAGCCUUUACCAGAAAGAGGUGGUAAAAUACAGAGUAAGAACCGGGACUUGUCUCCAGAUGGGGAACAUCCAGAACAGGACGAAGGUCAGACACAAUGCCCUCUGGGUGAAGACAUUGCCCAGAUUUCUGAACAAGAGGCCAGGUUACAAAGAAAGCAGAAAAAUGCCACAGGAGGUAGGCGGCACUAUUGUCAUGAGUGCGGAAAGAGUUUUACGCAGAGUUCGGGUCUGACUAAGCACAGGAGAAUCCACACUGGAGAGAAACCCUAUGAAUGUGAGGACUGUGGCAAAACCUUCAUUAGGAGCUCAGCACUUGUCAUCCAUCAGCGAGUCCACACUGGUGAGAAGCCAUAUGCAUGUGAUGAAUGUGGCAAGGUCUUUAGUCACAGUUCAAACCUUAUCAAACACCAAAGAACUCACACCGGAGAAAAACCCUAUGAGUGUGAUGACUGUGGGAAGACUUUCAGUCAGAGUUGUAGCCUCCUAGAACAUCACAAAAUUCACACUGGGGAGAAACCAUACCAGUGCUACAUGUGUGGCAAAUCUUUUCGGCGGAAUUCACAUCUCCUGAGACACCAGAGGAUCCAUAGUGAUAAAAGUGUUCAAAAUCCUAAACCUGAGGAGACUUGGGAGUGUCAAGGUAGAAAGGGAGGUCAGGAGGAAAAUGCUGAGGUUCCCAUGUCAUAUAAAUGUAGUGAGUGUGAGAGAAGUUUCACUCAAAAAUUCUGAGGUUCACUCACUGAACCUCAGAAAAUUCACAUGGAUGAGAAACCUUAUCAGUGUGAUGCAUGUGGAAAAGGCUUCACCCGAACUUCAUACCUUGCCCAACAUCAGAGAAGCCAUGUUGGGAAAAAAGGUCUAUCACAUUGAUUCAUAUCUUCUUAUAUGCUAAAGUUGGUGCUCAUUCUUCAUUGAAUGGAUGCCUUCUUCAAGCCCUUCCUGACUGAGAAAGUGUCUGCUUGGGCGAGCUUUACAUACCACUUACACUUCCUCAGGUUUUAAAAAAUGUAGAGUCUGACUGAGAGGAGUUAGUCUCAACAUCCUAGAAGAUGAGCAGAAAACUUGUUUGAUAGAAGGCUGAGAGUUGUUUGGAAGAGGUAUAAACUUACAUAAUUUGUUCUUACUCAUUACACAUCAGUUGGCUUUAGGACUAGCUAAUUACCCUCAGUGUGCACUUAGUGGUGUCUUCUGGUUAAUGGCUGCAGUGUUAACAAUUCAUUUUGUCUACAGUAAAUCCUCUACCAGUUUGAAUGAUGGAACAAUGCCACUCCACUUUGUGCCUUGCUUAUAGGUGCUACUAACACUUAUUAAAAGUGCUAGUGAAAUGAUCUUUGUAACUCUGAAAAUCCAAUGUUUUCUUGACUUUGGAGGAACUUUUUUCUUUUUUUUUUUUUAAAUUUCUUUAUUGGGGGUUAAUGGCUUAUAGUCGACAGUAAAAUACAAUAGUUAUUUUAAAUGGAUAACAUUUCCCAGUGGAGGAACUUUUUUUUUAAUAUUUAUUUAUUCCCUUUUUUUGUUGCCCUUGUUUUUUUUUUUUUUUUUUUUACUGUUGUAGCUAUUGAAGUCGUCGUUGUUGGAUAGGAUAGAGAGAAAUGAAAUGAGGAGGGGAAGACAGAGAGGGGGAGAAAAAGAUAAACACUUGCAGAUCUGCUUCACUGCUUGUGAAGUGACUCCCCUGCAGGUGGGAAGCCAGGGGCUCAAACUGGAAUCUUUCUGCUGGUCCUUGCACUUUGUGCUACCUGCGCUUAACCCGCUGUGCUACCGCCCAACUCCCUAGGAACUUCUCAUUAAGGCCAUUUGUGUUUGUAUAAGUACCUUGUGCUAACCGAUCGCGCCACUGGAGCUCCAAGCCAUUUGUAUUUGUGUCUAGUUAUCCGAGGUUUUAGAUUUUUGGGUCAACCUGCAUUUAUUGCCAGAUACAUAUAUGAUCAUUAGGAUUUAAGGCUACUUUAUCCCUAGAAGUCCAUUCUUUAGUGUUAAUCACGUUAUUCUACAUUUAUUUUCUUACUCUGUAGGAAAUCUUUCAUAUUCUGGUAAGCAAAAAUCAAUUCACUAACUCAAGAGUAAAAUGACUAUGAGUUUUUGUUAUCACAGACCCAGUUUUGCAUUGUGUACCUGAUAUAAAGUUGAAGUUAAAUAGUAGCAGAGAGAAAGAGAGAGAGAGAGAGAGUUAAUAUUUACAAUUGGCCAAAAAUAAGAAUGGGAGACCAAAAUCUCAUAUCCACUAUCUAGGGGAGAACAAAAGCACAAUGUUUCAUAGGGCUAGGAAAUGAGGAAGGUGAGCUUUAUGGAAGAAGGGAAAUAUAUAUAUAUAUAUAUAUAUAUCACAUCAGACUUUUUACAUCAGCUGCAGUGAGACUGUAUUAUAUGUGAAAUCAGAUCUCUUGACAUCACCUUCACCCAGAACUAGUUAAUGUGAAUGUCAACCAUAAAAGCCUAAUGACUUUAGUGACAUCUGAAAGGAGGUAUUAAACACCCAUCACUGGGACUCAGUUACAUUUUGAUAUAAUAAGUUCUGUGAUGCUCAGUGGCUUCUCACCUAACUAUCCUGGGCCUAACCAAGUGCCAAGACAUCACCUGUGUUGCUCUUCUCCAACUUUGGUUAUUUUUUAUUUUUUACUAUUUUCUCUUUAUCUUUAUUAUUUAUUGGAUAGAGAC
Molecule: messenger RNA, 3389 nt
Organism: Erinaceus europaeus (western European hedgehog)
Lineage: Eukaryota; Metazoa; Chordata; Mammalia; Eulipotyphla; Erinaceidae
Gene: ZKSCAN4
Product: zinc finger with KRAB and SCAN domains 4
Biological process (GO): regulation of transcription by RNA polymerase II
Molecular function (GO): RNA polymerase II cis-regulatory region sequence-specific DNA binding; DNA-binding transcription factor activity, RNA polymerase II-specific
Source: RefSeq, a predicted model, not a curated record